Molecule: messenger RNA, 508 nt
Organism: Nothoprocta perdicaria
Lineage: Eukaryota; Metazoa; Chordata; Aves; Tinamiformes; Tinamidae
Gene: LSM12
Product: LSM12 homolog
Exons: 5
Coding region: 1-477 (158 amino acids)
Source: RefSeq, a predicted model, not a curated record
AUGGAGGCCCUUGAAUGCCCUUCUUCCAGUGGAAAGCCCAAUCACGCAGAUAUCCUGCUCGUAAACUUACAGUAUGUUUCAGAAGUGGAAAUAAUUAACGACCGCACGGAAACCCCUCCUCCUUUAGCUUCACUCAACGUUAGCAAGCUGGCCAACAAAGCGCGGACGGAGAAGGAAGAGAAGCUGAGCCAGGCGUAUGCAAUUAGUGCUGGUGUCUCCCUGGAAGGACAGCAGCUCUUCCAGACUAUACAUAAGACCAUCAAAGACUGUAAAUGGCAGGAGAAGAACAUAGUCGUGAUGGAAGAAGUUGUUAUUGCCCCUCCGUACCAGGUGGAGAACUGUAAAGGCAAAGAGGGGAGCGCGCUGAGUCACGUACGCAAAAUAGUCGAGAAACAUUUUAGAGAUGUGGAAAGCCAAAAGGUAAUGCAGCGUUCACAAGCACAGCAAACACAGAAGGAGAGCUCCCUGUCGUCCUGAGUGCGGCCGCCCGCCGGCCGGCACGUCGCCU